CCAGACCAGAGGCCGAACUCCAGAUCUGACAAGAUGGCCGGGCUCCCACACAAGAUUAUUAAGGAAACCCAGCGUUUGCUGGCGGAACCAGUUCCUGGCAUUAAAGCAGAACCAGAUGAGAGCAACUCCCGUUAUUUUCAUGUGGUUAUUGCUGGCCCCCAAAAUUCCCCCUUUGAGGGAGGGACUUUUAAACUCGAACUAUUCCUUCCAGAAGAAUACCCAGUGGCAGCUCCUAAAGUACAUUUCAUGACCAAAAUUUAUCAUCCUAAUGUAGACAAGUUGGGAAGAAUAUGUUUAGAUAUUUUGAAAGAUAAAUGGUCCCCAGCACUGCAGAUCUGCACAGUUCUGCUAUCCAUCCAGGCUUUGUUAAGUGCUCCCAAUCCAGAUGAUCCAUUAGCAAAUGAUGUAGCGGAGCAGUGGAAGACCAACGAAAACGAAGCCCAAGCCAUAGAAACAGCUAGAGCAUGGACUAGGCUAUAUGCCAUGGAUAAUAUUUAAAUUGAUCCGAUCAUCAAGUGUGCAUCACCUCUCCUGUUCUGCCAAGAUUCUUCCUUUUUUGUUUGCAUUUAAUGGACACAGUCUUAGAAACAUUACAGAAUAAAAGCCCAGACAUCUUCAGUCCUUUGGUGAUUAAAUGCACAUUAGCAAAUCUAUGUCUUGUCCUGAUUCACUGUUGUAAAGCAUGAGCAGAGGCUAGAAGUAUCAUCUGGAUUGUUGCGAAACGUUUAAAAGCAGUGGCCCCUCUGCUUUUAUUCAUUUCUCCCAUCAUCGUUUAAGUAUAAAGCACUGUGAAUGAAGGUAGUUGUCAGGGUUAGCUGCAGGGGUGUGGGUGUUUUUAUUUUACCUUUUAUUUUUGUGGGGGGAGGUAGUUCUAUUUUAAUUUUAUGGGCUCCUUUCCCCCUUUUUAUGGUGAUCUAAUUGCAGCUAACCAGUUCUUUAGAAUAUCCUCUCUAGCCAAGUCUAACUUUAUUUAGACAUUGUAGAUGGACAAGCUUGUUUGAGCCAAAAUGGGAACAUUAAACAAACAUCACAGUCCUCACUAAUAACAUCGUGACUUUGCUGUCAAGUGUAGAUUUCCCCCCCUUCAAAAAAAAGCUUGUGACCAUUUUGUAUGGCUUGUCUGGAAACUUCUGUAAAUCUUAUGUUUUAGUAAAAUAUUUUUUGUUACUCUAAAAAAAAAAACUGAAAAGCUGGGCCUAACCUCCCUGCCACUAGUAGAAAGGGAGACCAGGGACAGCCAGCUCCCAGUCUUGUUAACAUCCCUUCCAAUCAGCUUCAGAAGAUUGUGUCCUGGGGUUGCAUCUUCUCCAGUCCAGAAUCCUUGAAGGCUUAAGUCCCAUAUCCCCAGUGCUCUCCACUGCUGGUUUCUGGCAGUAGCAGAAUGUCGGCUUACCAUGUGAGUAAAUGAAGCAUAUGUCACUAGAACACAGCUCAUGGAGGGUGGCAGGGAAAAGGUGCACAGGUAAGCAGAGAAGCCCAGGGAGGAACUUUGCCUCUAGCAGCUCUCAGAAGCCACUAUCCCAUCCUGUUAGCACCCACAGUUGAGAAGUUGGGUUCCUAUUAUACUAGGAGGCUGUGGAGAGACAGCAGGAUAUGCCAAAGUGGGGAAAACCUGGCCCAGAUGAACUUGUCUUGUCCCCAGAGGAGUAGGGACGGCUCAGCCUGUGGCCCCAAAUGCAUCAGAGCCUCUGACAAGACCUGAGACCCUGUGUUUAUAGAGGCAAGUGUUUACAGAACAGCCCCUGUGGGGAGUUGCUGUCAGGAAUUCUAAUGCAUUCUUCUUUGGGGGGAAAACUAAAGAGGAGACAAUGUAUUUUUUUUUUCUUUUUUGAGACAGAGUCCCCUGUGUCCCUCUCAGAGCAACUUCUAACUCCUGGGCUCAAGUGGUUCUCUUGCCUCAGCCUCCCAAGUAGCUGGGACUACACGUGCCCGCCCACAAUGCCCGGCUAUGUUUUGUUUGUAGUUGUCAUUGCUGCUUAGCUGGCCCAAGGCUGAGCUCAAACCUGCCACCUUUGGUGUUUGUGGCUGGCGCCAUAACCACUGUGCUACAGGCGCCCAACUGAGACAAUGUAUUUUUUAACCAUGUUCACAUCCCUCAGA
Messenger RNA from Nycticebus coucang (slow loris), 2100 nucleotides. Its product is annotated as ubiquitin-conjugating enzyme E2 N-like. The record is from RefSeq and is a predicted model, not a curated record. Gene Ontology annotation, cellular component: nucleus. Bases 34 to 498 code for a protein of 154 amino acids. Gene Ontology annotation, biological process: protein K63-linked ubiquitination; DNA damage tolerance. Gene Ontology annotation, molecular function: ubiquitin conjugating enzyme activity. The transcript has a single exon. Lineage: Eukaryota; Metazoa; Chordata; Mammalia; Primates; Lorisidae.